CGCCACCCUCCUUCUACAUCACAUCAUAUAAAUGAUAUCAACAUCAUUCUUUGUAUUUUUGCUUUUGGUCAUUUUCCGUUUCCCAAACGCGAAUUAGUUUCUCAGUCUUAAGCUGCCAUCCUGAGUAGCCUUAGCUUACCCUAACUCUCUGCAAUGUCUUCUUUAUCUUUAUUGUAUGCAUUCCUCUUUAUGGCCAUGGCUGCACCUCGCUCAAAUGUGGCAGGAGGUGCAACGUAUUGUGUGUGCAAGGAAGGGAUAAGUGAGAGUGUGUUACAGAAGACACUGGACUACGCAUGUGGGAAUGGAGCAGACUGCAACCCCACUCACCAGAAUGGGCCAUGCUUCCAGCCCAACACUGUGAGAGCUCAUUGCAAUUACGCGGUCAAUAGCUUUUUCCAGAAGAAGGGUCAAGCUCCCGGCACUUGUGACUUCUCUGCCACUGCCUCUGCCACCGCAACUGACCCUAGUACAACUACUUGUGUUUUUCCUACUAGUGCAAGUGGAGCGACAGCAUCAACAACCAGUAGCAGCAACUCAGGUGUGAUGACAAGUCCUACAGGCGAUAGUUUAGGAGGCGGGAUGAACAGUGGAUUUGGCCCCCCUGGGGUAGGAAAUAGUAACGCCGACAUGAAUGAAGGUGGGAUUUCGCUGCUAAGGAGAUCCCUUGUACCCUCCAUCCCCACCAUCUUAUUAGCAGCACUCAGGAUGGUUUAGUUAAGAUGAUGAAUUGAUGUUGAAUUGGAAGGUUUUCUUGUUUUCCGUGGACAGCCAAGCCAAGCUUAUUGUGUACAAACUCUAGCUUCUCCUCUCUCUCUCUCAAAUGUGUUACCAACUUCUACAUACAUUCUUAGGGCAGAGCACGGA
Molecule: messenger RNA, 864 nt
Organism: Cuscuta europaea
Lineage: Eukaryota; Viridiplantae; Streptophyta; Magnoliopsida; Solanales; Convolvulaceae
Source: the annotation of a GenBank genome assembly